Molecule: messenger RNA, 7536 nt
Organism: Acanthaster planci (crown-of-thorns starfish)
Lineage: Eukaryota; Metazoa; Echinodermata; Asteroidea; Valvatida; Acanthasteridae
Product: fibroblast growth factor 18-like
Molecular function (GO): growth factor activity
Source: RefSeq, a predicted model, not a curated record
UUUUAACUGAGGGAAAGCCUACAAACUCAUCAAAAAACCAUUGAAAAAUAUUCCCAAUCACUAGGCUGGAGUUGCACAUUGAAACAAAUUGUGCUUGAAAAACUGCUCCAGAAUCCAUUUCGAGCUCUGAUCGAGGUCACGGAAGGCAAACAUUGCUUUCACAGUUGUUAUUCUCGAAAAGUGAACACGUGGCGAGUGUGGCUGGACGGAGUUUGUUUAAAAUUAGUCUUAGUAAUUCAUACUCGAUGUAGCUGGUAAUCGCCAACGUACAUAGAGCGCAUCCUACCCCUUCGUCAACAGCCAUUGUGACUAUUGCCAAAGAGUCCGAGAUUUGUUUGCUUUGGAGAUAAAUACAUUAAAACUUCAACUCUUACUUUUAGGUGAGGAGCUCGCGAUCAGACUAAACUUACUCAAAUAGGUUUGCACACGACACUCAGGGAUCAACUGACUUCUCAACUCUGAGAUAAUGUGGAUCGAAUCACUGGUACUGUCACAUGAAGUAGAUUUUUUUUAUCAACACGAUAACCAGCGCUAACAUUCCUAAAAUUUCUCUUUAAUUUAAGCCAUCGAAAGAAAAUACACUCAGCACCUGUAUUUAAAAGUGUUUUAGUUGUAGGCACAUUCGAAAUAUCCCUUUAUAGUUUGGCAGCCCAAGAAUUGUCUUCAGUCAUGCUGGCAAACUUGAACCUCGCGUGCCUACAACCAGGAACUUCAGCGGUUGGGUGACACAGUGAUUAAUCAUUCUACUCGACACCCCCCUCCUUCCCACAACGGGUUGAAUGUCACGCGUGCGGCACGGUCGGGGCGCCCCGAACAUACACCCUUGGGUGUUCUAAAACGUCCUACUUUGCACACGGCGAGUGCUCAGGCCCGACCCAGGCUCUCCCUGGUCCUACUAACAAGUCUGUCUCUAAAUUCAAGUAAUCGCUCAGCCUCCAGGCCUAGAAACUCGAGUACAGGCCACUGAUCAUAACAACCGCUAGUGCAGUGUUGUCAGCUUAGUGGAGAGGCAAAUUGGCUAGCCGUGUGGCAUUCAUGUGCACGCGCGAAACUACAAGUCUCACUCAUGUUACACCACUGGUCUUGGACGUGUUGGAGAUUCCCGUUAUUCCAUUAUUACAGUGCGAGAGUCAAUAUUCAGUUACAGUGUGGGGGGAAAUUUAGAGUGUGACAUUUUUGUUUUAAGCGCUGACACCAACGCAUAACAGAGAAGGAAGCUGAUGCAAUUUUCACACGUCGAAUAGAGAAAUUCCUGAUUAGUUUCAUGGACAUUGUUUCACGAUUAAUUCACUGGAGAAAGGAGAUGCCGACAACUCGACUGAAAAAUCAUAUCGACAAGCCUAUGUGAAAUAGUGGCAUUAGCCGUAAUGUGCAGACCGGCAGAGUGCCAUUAGAAAAUGUGAAAAGAUAUCCCGAAAGUGCAAUAAAGCUAUUCCUGUCAUCUUGAGCGCUAGCGUCCGGUCAGGGGACAGACGAAAAGUGUCGAGUGGGUGUUAGAGCGACAGUAGCCGGCGCCACACAUUGCUGGCGGUUUGCUGGGUGAUGAUGACGAUCAACUCAACGCCACAGCUCAAAUACAAAUAUGAACACGUCAGUACUCACAAUACAUAGGAAGAUGCAACGUGGACGGCCGGCUAAAAAUUGUUACCGUUCUGAUAACACUUGUAAGUGAAUAGUCCCACAAUGAUGAAUAAAUAAAAAUGUUUGAAGAGGUCACAACUAGGCCUACGUCUUCAAAAUUCCGUGUGGGUAUUUUGUUUUUAACAGCGACGCGACUUUUAAGUCAGAUUGGAAUGAUGUGUCUCCCGGCUGCCGUGGGUUAUCGUUCACUCUUCGACAGAGGCUGUGGCAAUUCAAACAGGGCCGAGGAAAACGGUAGCAUUUCAGACAAGGCUGUAUUUUAUUACGCGACCAGGCUGCAACCGGCGCGCACUUGACCGUGUAAAAAUACACUAUGAGGGCUCAGUGCGAGGGAGGAAGAUACGCUUUUAGGCCCUGUGCUGUGUUACUCUUAGGUGUAACUGUAACCGUGCGUUAAAGCCCCCCUUCUCUCUGUCAAUGGCCUAAUUAGCAUGAAGUGUAUGAUGGACAGGAGAGCCAGCCUGUAAGACCUCCCAAUGGGGCGGGACGAAUGAGCUGAGGGAUCUAGCUUCUCAUUUACAUGUCUAUGGAGCUCGGCAUGUCAUCCCUUCUGCUAUAUACAGCCUUACUGCAGCAGCCUAGAUACUGGCGGUCCAAUGUGAUGCCCAACUAAGGACUGCACGGUGGAUAAGCACACUCCCUCAUUCGUCAGGUUGGAAUCACUGAGAUCGCAUCGUUCCCUCGAGUUCCGUGUGUUAAUAACAUUGACCCAAUCGGGGCACACAUUGUUGUACAUGUUAGCUCAACCGGACCAUUGCUUCCUUCCUAUCAAGCAACAAACCGGAGCCCAUCGGGAAUAAAUACGGUCGAGGUCCUCUUCCGUCGGAUGUGUUUUGGGUUUUCCUUUUUUUCGGUACCAGUCCACGAUUCGUGAGGAAGGGAUACACUUGCCCACCCACAUGUCGGCGACAGUUAUAUUAAGCGGGAUUUAUCCAUAGUUUGUCACCUUUUCUUCACCCAUCCAGACCAGUGUGAGAUGUCAGUCCUACGUCGCUGCGCGCAUGUUGUAGAUACACUGACGAUAGUUGUUUCCAGCCGAAGUUUUGGCCAGUGCACCGAACUUGGUUGUCACCUUGUCUGUAGAAGCAGCGAACUCAUUCCGGACCGGCGGCAGCUCGCUCUGACGCGGUGGGCAAAAUUUGAAGCCUCGUCGGUACAGCUGGUCUUGGAGUCGCGGCCAAUGUUUGGCCCAGGGCCCAUGUCCUAGCCCCGUUGCAUGUCAACGCCACUUCACAGCAACUCAUGCUUUGUGCUUAUAUCUGGGACAAGAGCGAUGUUUGUGGUGAAACGGAUAGUUACUACAUUGUUACAUAUCAUCAUCAUCUGGUGUCUUAGCGUACAGGAGUCAGUCCAACAAGAUUACGAAAACAGUUUCGAUCAAGGGCUUGCGGGGAUCGACUUCGACUACACUGUAUCCAAGCCAACACACCUGCAGUUAUACAGUCGAGCCAGUGCCAAGCAUUUACGAAUCAUGGGGAGAAACAUCGACGCCAAUGGGAGUUUUGGCGACCCGGAUGCAAGGCUACUAUUCCGGACGAAUUCACUCGAGGGCCAAAUAACGAUUCAGGGCGAGCAGACCGGAUAUUUCUUGUGCAUCAACAAAAAGGGACACGUGGUCGGACGGAGACUUAAGAAAGGCGGAAGUGUGUCUUGUGUCUUUACGGAAACCAUCAACAACGGAUAUACGGAGUUGAAACUGGUCCAGAAAACCGAGAUGUACCUAGGAUUCAAUAGAGACGGACGAGCCAUGCGAGCUCAGAGGACUCGGCCGGGUGUCAAGUCCGUGCAGUUCUUGAAACGGUCCCUUCCAGAGUCAAAUUCAGACGACGAAUCCUCCAUGAGCUCUGCGGACAUUUAUAGGUUCUACCAGUUGAUUCAACAAAUGGAAACGAACAACGACGCCACAAGGCAGGAGGACACAGCCAGCUGAUGAAUAAUUCAUGUUUUUCUCCACAUCACAAGCAUCAAUCGUCCGGUUUGCCACGGACCGUUUCCCCUACCCUCACCCUCAAGAAUUAGCUUAUGUAAGUUUAUGUAUAUAAAGUGUAACAAUAUUUUUAUAUGAAGAUUGGUAAUUUAUAUAAUUGUAAAUUAAUAUUGUACCAAAUGACUUCGAAGAAGUAUUUAUUUAUUACGCUGGCUUGGUUGACAAUAUUAAAAACACGUGGCGACAUUGGAUUGGACAAAGUGGGAACACGCACUUUGAGAACAGCCUAUUGAGCAUGCGCGAUGACGUCAUGUUUACGUAAACAGCAGCAUUGUGUCUUGCAGUUGGGACCAUGCUAACUUUACGAAGCACCAAAAGGCGUCUUUUCUACUUGCGUCUUCCGUUCGUGUUUAAUGCUGGGAUUAAUACCAUCUUCCGCAACACUGCCAAGAACCACGGACAGCUAGGCAUGCAUUGCAGGCACAGGACGCACAGGACGGCCGCUAUGUUGGGGGUUAUUCCACAACCAUCUUGGGUGUUUCUGGAACGUUUAGGACUUCCAUGCAGUGUGGAUAUGGAUUCAACGCUGCUCUCGAUUAUAUUUCCGUUUGGAUGGAUAGCAGACGACCCUGGUUACCAAUCAUUAUAAAAGGCCAGUUAAGUGGUACUCCCAUUUCCUCACAAUCCAGAUUCCCAAAUUCGUAUCUUUGUAGGAAAAUUUCAUUAUUUAGGAAGUAAAAUGCAGACACUACAAACUAAGCACCUGGAAACGUGUUCCAUAAAGCCAGAUAAAUUCAUCCACAUACUAACCAUGACUGUUUGACAGGUAGGCCUGUACCUUUCCGCUCUUUCCGUCAUUAACCUCUCUUCAUUUUCUGGUUACCAAACCAAGGUGACUGCACACUUUGGUGCAUUUGCUGACGUAAUGGGGGUGUCACAACUGUUCCUUUGAAGUGACCAGGUGAUAUAGCACAGGAGCAGCCCAGGUAUAUCACGUGACUGCAAAGGCAGUCACUCCUUUGUUCCUCCUGAAACAUACUAUGGUAUAUAUCUUCUCUUCUUACGUAAGCUGUAUAGCAAUGUCUCAUUAUCAUCGUUAGGAAGUAAUCAAAAACAGGACAAAGGGAAGUAAUUGUGAUCAUUUUUAUAUUCUGAAUAAUAUGUAAAUCAGAGAUUUGUCUUACCAAUUAUUUGGGGGGGGGUGAACAAAGUAUACCGGGACCAUUUGGCCCAUCGCGUAUUUGGUGUUUUCCCCCCAAAUAAUGUUUUCUGGAAGGUAUACUUCCAAAGCUAAAUUUAUGAACAAGUCACUGGUGAUACAUUUUUAUUCAGUGUUGUAAAGUCUGCAGACGAAACAAAUAUAUACAGUGUGUGUGCGUAUGCUUCUUUUAAAAAUCAGUACAGUGUAUCUAGAUUUACCAUAUUUACGGCAACUUAAUUGAGCAAACAGAGACAGCAUUCUGAGCACACCUUUUCUAUGUGAAGGUCUUGCAUACGAUAGAUUCGUAUGUAUGCCAUGUUUCUUGUAAUGGCAUCUUAUAUGUGCCAUAUUGAUGCCUUCUAACGUUAAGGCAGUACAUGGGUUCGAAAGGUAUCAGAUAUUGCACGUUGUUGCGGGUAUAAAGACAAGCAUUAAAUGUACAUGUAUCUCAUCACUUCUGUGACAUUGAACUAUUCAAGAGACAGUGUAAGUUGGAGUCAGGCAUUUUUUAAUGAUCAGCCUGAGCCGUUCCACUUUUAGGUUUCUAUCUUAAAAUGCUGCAAGUUUCUCUCCCACUUUGUGAGACAUUGAGAGUCCAUUUCAGCUGGCCCACUGAAUUGCACAUUAUUAAUCUGCCCAAGGAUCCUCAAAGGACGUAUUAGGCCAGUGUAGUCAUACAACGGAGUUUGGUAAUACUUGUUGGACGAGAUGAUGGUCAAAGGUCAACAUGUUACGAAUAGCCGAAUGCUCUGUAUGACAGUGUCCAUGACCGAUUCUUUCGGGCUUUGAAAUUUUGCUUUUAAAGUUUAAAACGACAGGGGACACUGCGGUCAUGGUACAUGUACAUCCGUCAGGUGUACAAUUGUCAGCAUUUUUUGCUAAGCCAGCAAGGUAUUUCCACCACUAUCUACUUUUCCUUUUUUAAACAGUUGGGCACUGAAACACGAGAAAAUCUCUGAGAUUGGAAACAGUUCUUUGUCAAGCAGAUAUUUAAGUAUUUAAGAUAAGUAUGACUUCGCCUCUGACAAACUGCAGCUGUGGGUAUAACUGUGUAGAUUAGAAGCCGUCUGCUCGUCAUAGGCCACCGGGAGGAUGAGAUUUGGGGUCUGUAGUCCCAUCUGACCGGCUCCUAUUUCCGACAUACUGCCAGGUCUGCGAGUUCAUGACCUCAAACAUCGCUUCUGUGGUCACCCCUUGAGACACGGGCAUUCUGAUUUCAAUAAACGUGCUACCAAGCCUUCUUUAUUUCGGAGUACAUACAGUCUGGUACAGUACGUUUUGAUUGAUCUAUGGGAUGUUUCAGCUUCGGCUUGAAACAUUGGCCUUCCUGUCAGUGAAUCAUUCUAAAGGUUGCCAUUCGUUGAUUUUCGGCAACACAUUGUACGUGAUGAAAAAACUAACAGACAAUCCACUCUAGGAAAUGAACUGAGACUCUUUCAGCAGACCAUAUCACUCAAAUUCAAGAUACUUUACUUUGUUGUAGAGUAAAAAAAACAAUCAAAUAAAAAAUGAUAACUGUAAAUGAAACACGAGCCUGGCGAUUAGCGAGGCCUUACAUGGCCUCAGUUUCCCAAUGCUUUGUUUGUGAUAUCAUUAUAGGCCUAUUUCGUCGUAUCCGCUGAAGAGGUGGCAGUAACCCUUUAUAGCAACAAAUCGGGCAUUACUUGAUGUCAUUCGUACCGGUAUCUGCCAGCCUGUCGUUCUGCACCUUCCACAGCCCCUGUAGAAAGUACGUGCCGUGCGUGGCACAAUAAUACAUUGUGCAAUAAACUGCGUUUAGUCAGCAAGCUCAGACUGAAUUCAACCCUGACAAAAAAUUGCGACAUAAGUAAACAACAUGCAUCCUGUACGUUUGUGAAAGCACUGAUCCAGUCCACUGUAAAUUUGGCGUUAUUAUAAACGGACAUGUUACAUGUAUUGUACUUGUAUUCACGUGGUCCUAUUGACCGCAAUGGCUGCAGAUUUGGCUCUGGAUGUGUGCUACACAAGCUAUCCACGUACAUAUGUACAUGUAUAAAGUAUGUGGCCAAUAGCGAUCGCUGUUAAGGAUUCAACGCUUGAGAGUUAUGUCACACCACCAGUAAUUGGUCAAAGGUGGUUAGUUGGUUUAUGCGGAAGUUGCAUCAUAAGGGACUUGAGUAAUUGCUUUAAUACAUGACACAAAGACUGCUCACAAAUUCAAAGCUUUGGUAAAAUAGUAAGUAUGUAUCGUUGACUGUAGUAAGCGUGGAAUCGGUAUUUUACAAAACUACAAAUUGAAACAAUUACCGAUUUUGAUCUUUGUUUUCAAUGGGAAUGGUUUGCUGUUGUUUCAUCACUCAAUGGUAUCCAGCUACAUGUACAAUCAAGUUCAAUUCUGUAACUUCGCCUGGACCAUUAGGAAGAUGUAUUCUGUUUACGGUAGACGGAUCUACUUUUGUUUUCAAUGAAUCCCUUUCCUCCGUUCCUGUCACAUCUUGGAUGAACGUUUUCCAGUGCCGUAUCCAGAUGUUUAUUUCUGUGGCCUCGUCGAGCGUAGUGCAUAUUAAAAAAAGUCAUGUAAUGUUGAUAUAAAUGUUGUUACAACAAUUAAUAUUGUGAAUUUUACACAAGUCGCGGGACCAAUGUUGUACGCUGUAACUCGAAGAACUUGAAAAAAUAAUCAGACAAAAAAUAAUAAAAUGAUUUGUAAUGUACAACAUCAUGUGAGAAUAGUUGGUGGGUCGUAACGCCGAUGGUGCUGAAUAAAAAAUAUACGAAAAACUUGUCACUUUAAAAGCGAAACGAA